AUGCCGGUGAUUGUUACCCCCUUGCAGGAGCUUUUCAGCGUUCAGGAUCCCACUCACAGGCAAGCUGUAUCGUACUCUCCUGUAACUCACGAUGCUAGCGCUUGUGGGUUAGGUUACGGCAGUGAUGAGAUCACUUGUAGACACCUCCCCAGUUGCCUUUUCGUCUCCAUCUCAUAUCCGUCAUCGACAAUCGGCCUUCCAGUUUCUUCUUUCACCAGGCAUCUUCACUCGGUAUUCCCAUUCUCAUACGCUGGUCCAAGUCCCUGGUGGUCGCUGCUACAACUUUUCAACAUGGUCAACUAUAACUUUCUCAUGUUCGCCGGCCUGGCUGCCGCUCUUCCGCUUAAUAUCAACUUGGGGGCGUACUCCCCUGCCUUGGUAGUUGGUGAUGGUGAAAUAAGCUUCGGAGGUAAACAGGACGUCUCAACACUGAUGAAUGCACUUGAAGGCGCUGCGGUUAACGCUGCCGCAGGUGCUGCUUCCAACGCCCCUGUGGCUUCCGCCCCCGCGGCCGGUGAAAAGAAAACAGUUCAAGCUGCCGCUGUUCCCGCUGCUGCUGCUGCUCCUACAAUCGCGCCUACGUCACCGGCUGUCGUACCCACGACCCCCGGAGGCGCCAGCCCGGCGGCAGUCGACACCAGCAACGCUCCCAAGAUUGACCCAACUCUUGCUCAACAACCGUCGUCGUCCUCUGUGGUUAAGGCCCAGUCCAUUCAGGGCCUUCAAGGCAUGGGCAAGAAGUCGAUCGCCCCUCGCGCUGAGGAGCCGUUUGACGAGAUGGACAUGGAUGAGGAUGAGGAUGACAUCACGGAUGAUAUCACGGAUGCCGCGGCCCUUCUGGACAAGAAGAAGAGAGAUCUUGCCGGUUUUGACAGGGCGCUCAAGUUCUCGGAGGCUGCUUUGACCAAGGGCCCCAAGGUCCAGUUGGGCACUGGUGCUGAGGGCUCGGGGGUGGGCAUUAUUGUGGAUAACAAUGCCAGUACUCGACCUGCUGCUGCCGCCGAAAAGAAGAAGAAGAAGAAGCGCGACGCCGAUGAAACUACCGCCCCUAGACGCAGGACAAAGGUCACGACCAUGUAUGUCCGGAGGGGUAUUCCUGCUUCCCUCCAAAACCACCCGGAACUCGCAACCCGUGAGGUCGCCCACUCUCACAUUGCCAACGUACCCAUCAAGUUCGCUAAGCGCGAGACUGUCACCACCGCCACUGAAGCGAAGCGGAAUACUAUUGACGCCGUGAACAUGAACGUUGAUACUAGCAGUGAGGGUGUCACGAUGACGUUUGUCGAGACGCUUGAUGAUGAGGAGGUGGAGGAGGAGGAGGAGGAGGAGCAGAGGUAGGCGGGAAUGAAACUGGGAUGGACACGAGCAAAUGAUUGAACAGGAAAAUUGAAAGCCAAAACUCAGCAGGGGUGGAUGACAAAAACAAACAGGGGAACAAAUGUGGAGUUGCGGACAGUCAGUUAUGUAUGUUUUCAGGCGUCGGUUGAUGGGUUGUUUAGGUGCGGAGCAUUUGGUUGGUUGUCUCGUUCGUCAAGUAACAGGUUGAAGAUACAACAGAUAUCUCGGGUGAUCAAGAAUGUGUACGUCUUUCCCGGUCUUCACACUGAUGAGUCUGGUUACGGGACAGAUGUGAGAAUUGAGUACCGAACGAAGACGAUGAACGAUGUCAUGCAAUGCGAAAAACAAAAGAUGAAAGUUGAGAAAAUAAGAUACAUGAACACGGCCAGCGAGG
Molecule: messenger RNA, 1732 nt
Organism: Neurospora hispaniola
Lineage: Eukaryota; Fungi; Ascomycota; Sordariomycetes; Sordariales; Sordariaceae
Exons: 8
Coding region: 1-1338 (445 amino acids)
Source: RefSeq, a predicted model, not a curated record